CGACGACCCAAGCUGCAGCACAGCCAGUCCAUCCUCAGGAAGCAGGCAGAGGAGGAGGCUAUCAAACGCUCCCGAUCCCUGUGUGAGAGCUAUGAGCUAUCAGCCGACCUACAGGACAAACAGGUGGAGAUGCUGGAGCGUAAGUAUGGAGGCAGUUUCAUAACGCGUAAUGCGACCUGCACCAUCCAGACAGCCUUCCGCCAGUAUCAGAUGAACAAGAACUUUAAACGUCUCCGCAGUUCCAUGUCCGAGAACCACAUGUCCCGACGUAUCGUCCUGUCCAGCAUGAGGAUGCAGUUCUCCUUGGAAGGCCCUGAGAAGGUUCACCAGUCCUCCUCCCUCACCGACAGCAGAACCAAACACCUGGGGGGCCUGAUCCAAUCAGAAUGCAGCGCUGACCUGGGGGGUGUGGUCCCAGAUAGUAUGAAGUCACCUGUGGUAGCCCAGAACUCUGACUUCACCGACGCCAUAACGGAGCUGGAGGACGCGUUCUCCCGUCAGGUCAAGUCUCUGGCCGAGUCUAUAGACGAUGCUCUGAACAGUAGGAGUCUUCACAGGGAGGAGGGGGAGGCAGGAGAGAUGGGGCAAGGGGGGAAAGGACACCCCGACUUGGACAAAGACAGAGACAGAGAGCUGUUCUCCUACCAGGUCAAACCCUCCUCACACAGCAGUGCGGAACGCCGCAAACUGGAUGAGAUGACAGCAUCAUACAGCGAUGUGAUUCUCUACAUUGAUGAGGAAGAGCUGUCCCUUCCUCUUCCUCUGUCUCAGUCCCUGGACCACCGGCCCUCCUCCACAGAGUCGGAGCUGCGUUUGCGUUCUCUCUCCUGGUCUCUGGUCCAUAAGGAUGAUAAAGGUCAGGGGUCAGACACCUCCUGCCGCAGCACCCCCUCCCUGGAGCAGCAGGAGCAGAGGCUGAGGGUCGACCACCUCCCGCUGUUGACCAUCGAGCCACCCAGCGACAGCUCCGUGGAGCUCAGUGACCGUUGCGACCGCUCCUCUCUGAAGAGACAGAACGCCUACGAUCGCCAGCCCAGUAGUCAGACAGCCAGCCCCAAACAUCCCCCUCCUCACCCCUCCUCUCACCCCCCCACCUUGUCUCACCACCCAUCUCACCCCCACGGCCUGCCCCCCCAGGGACCCUCCUGGGAUGAGGACACCCCCCGCCGUCGGCCACGCCCGCUAGAGGCCCACCUGGCGAUCAACGGGAUGGCUAACCGGCAGAGCAAGUCAGAGUCAGACUUUUCAGAUGGGGACAAUGACAGUAUCAACUCUACGUCUAACAGUAAUGACACUAUUAACUGCAGCUCUGAGUCCUCCAGUAGAGACAGCCUGAGAGAACAGACCCUCAGUAAACAUACCUAUCACAAAGAGACACGCAACAGCUGGGACUCACCGGCCUUCAGUAAUGACAUCAUCAGGAAGAGACACUAUCGCAUUGGACUCAACCUGUUUAACAAGAAGCCAGAGAAGGGGUGUCAGUACCUGAUUGAUCGAGGGUUUGUCCCAGACACUCCAGUGGGCGUGGCUCACUUCCUGCUCAAGAGGAAGGGCCUGAGCAGGCAAAUGAUUGGAGAGUUCCUGGGGAACAGGCAGAAAAAAUUCAACAGAGAUGUCCUGGAUUGUGUGGUGGAUGACAUGGAUUUCUCGGCCAUGGAACUAGACGAGGCUCUCAGGAAGUUCCAAGCUCAAAUCAGAGUCCAGGGAGAGGCCCAAAAGGUGGAAAGACUCAUAGAAGCUUACAGUCAGCGGUACUGUAUCUGUAACCCCGGGGUGGUACGACAGUUCCGUAACCCCGACACCAUCUUCAUCCUGGCCUUCGCCAUCAUCCUCCUCAACACUGACAUGUACUCUCCCAACGUUAAGCCAGAGAGGAAGAUGAAGCUGGAGGACUUUAUCAAGAACCUCCGAGGUGUGGAUGAUGGAGGGGACAUCCCACGGGAGAUGCUGACAGGUAUAUAUGAGAGGAUCAGGAAGAGAGAGCUUAAAACCAACGAAGAUCACAUCUCUCAGGUCCAGAAGGUCGAGAAACUAAUUGUUGGGAAGAAACCGGUGAGUUUAGACCCUAUUGGUCUUGGCUGUGUUCUGUCCCUGCCCCACCGCAGGCUGGUGUGUUACUGCAGACUUUUUGAGGUUCCAGACCCCGACAAGCCUCAGAAACUGGGUCUGCACCAGAGAGAGAUCUUCCUCUUCAAUGACCUGGUGGUGGUGACAAAGAUCUUCCAGAAGAAGAAAACCUCUGUGACAUACAGCUUCAGACAGUCCUUCUCUCUGUAUGGGAUGCAGGUGCUGCUGUUUGAGAACCAGUACUAUCCCAAUGGUGUGCGGUUAACGUCGGCGGUUUCCGGAGCGGAUAUCAAGGUUUUGAUCAACUUCAACGCUCCCAACCUUCAGGAUAGGAAGAAGUUCACUGAGGACCUGAGAGAGUCCAUCGCUGAGGUCCAGGAGAUGGAGAAAUACCGCAUAGAGUCGGAGCUGGAGAAGCAGAAGGGCGUGGUCCAUCCCAGCCUAUCACAGAGCUCAGGGCUGAAGAAGGACUCUGGGAACGGCCAAUUGGGUCGCGGCAGCCUGGAUGACACCUACGCCAUGGGGGAGGGGCUAAAGAGGGGCGCCCUCAGCAGCUCGCUACGAGACCUCUCAGACGCAGGGAAGCGCGGGCGCCGCAACAGUGCAGGAUCACUAGACAGCAAUAAAGGCUCCAUCAUUAGCCACCACAGUCCCCACAUGAGACGCAGAGCCACGUCUUGCCAAGACAGAGACUGUCCUUCCAGAGGACACUCCAUCCCCACCUCCUCCUCUUCUUCCCUCCCGGGCUCUUGGUUCGGGCCCAAGAGGGCCAAGUCCCCCCAGCACCCCACCCUCAUCUUCCAUACCCCACAUCCCUCCAACCUGUACCACACUGCCCAGAGUCAAGCAGAUACCCAGGCACAGCAGCUUCAAGGAGCCCAGUACUUCCAGAACCCUCCACCCUACCACCACCACCACCACUACCACCCCCCUGCCCCUAGGAAAAGAAAAGUGGGCCUCCACCCAUCCACCAACCCCGCCCAUCCACCAACCCCGCCCAUCCACCAACCCCGCCCAUCCACCAACCCCCGCCCAUCCACCAACCCCACCCAUCCACCAACCCCGCCCAUCCACCAACCCCGCCCAUCCACCAACCCCGCCCAUCCACCAACCCCCACCCAUCCACCAACCCGCCCAUCCACCAACCCCGCCCAUCCACCAACCCCGCCCAUCCACCAACCCCGCCCAUCCACCAACCCCGCCCAUCCACCAACCCCGCCCAUCCACCAACCCCGCCCAUCCACCAACCCCGCCCAUCCACCAACCCCGCCCAUCCACCAACCCCGCCCAUCCACCAACCCCGCCAUCCACCAACCCCGCCCAUCCACCAACCCCGCCCAUCCACCAACCCCACCCAUCCACCACCCCCACCCAUCCACCAACCCCGCCCAUCCACCAACCCCACCCAUCCACCAACCCCGCCCAUCCACCAACCCCGCCCAUCCACCAACCCCGCCCAUCCAACAUGUCAUCCAGAUCACAAGGCGUUAUUAUCAGACCCCCGGGUUACACUGCAAGGCCAACAAUUCGGUGCUUGACUUCAAAGCUGUGGAUCCGUACAAUCAUACAGCGAAAGCCAUUCUGGAGCGGCCCUGUGCGGUGCUCAAUGUUAAUCAGCGGCAUGGGACCCAGCAUCUCCUGGCCAAACAGCUCAUAGAAAAGAUUGUCAUGAAGGAAGCUGUGUUGCCCUCUUCCUCACCAGUUUCAAGUCCUGUGACCCGCACAUAG
This is a messenger RNA of Coregonus clupeaformis (lake whitefish), 3795 nucleotides long. RefSeq names its product IQ motif and SEC7 domain-containing protein 1-like. The transcript is spliced from 15 exons. Gene Ontology annotation, molecular function: guanyl-nucleotide exchange factor activity; protein binding. Bases 130 to 3795 code for a protein of 1221 amino acids. Lineage: Eukaryota; Metazoa; Chordata; Actinopteri; Salmoniformes; Salmonidae. The record is from RefSeq and is a predicted model, not a curated record. Gene Ontology annotation, biological process: actin cytoskeleton organization; regulation of ARF protein signal transduction.